Molecule: messenger RNA, 2983 nt
Organism: Linum trigynum
Lineage: Eukaryota; Viridiplantae; Streptophyta; Magnoliopsida; Malpighiales; Linaceae
Source: the annotation of a GenBank genome assembly
UCAUUUCCGACCAUCCUGAUUAAGAAGCUCAACAAAGAAGGGAAAAUUGCUGAGCUCUGCGGCACCCAGAAGCUUAAUAACAACAAUCAUAAUCUCAAUCAAUUCAAGAACAUUCAAAUUGAUCACGGCGGCAAAGGUAGCGGCGGCCAGAAUUAGGGGUGGCAGUCGGUCGGUUUCGGUUUAAUCGAAAACUCGAUUAUCGGUUAAACCGAGCCACGCCCUAUAGAUGCCGACCACAGACCGAAGAUAGGUCAUGGUUACCCGGCCAACCGACCGGUCGGUUCCGGUUUUAUACUUGGUUAGCCGACCAACCAAAAAAAUACAUUUUCCAAAAAAAAAAACUAAAAAUUAAUUAAAUAAAACAAAAAAUCUCCACCACACCUUCCUUAUCUCCUCCUCUCUCCUUCCUUCCUCCACUCCCAUCGGCUUCUCAUCCUCAUCACCUUGCUCAACAACUCACAGAGAAAACAAACUCAAACAACAAUGGCGGCUUCCCACUUCACCUUCAUUUUACUCCUACCAUUCCUAUCCUCCCUUUCAUCCGCCACCACAUUCAUAACCCUCGACCUCAUCCACCGAGACUCCCCACUCUCCACACUCUACAACCCAAACCACACCGCCUUCGACCGCCUCCACGCCGCCUUCCUCCGCUCCAUCUCCUGCCGCAACCACCGCCUCUGCCGCUACACCCCUCGCACCACCACCACCACCAACCGGGGAGGAGGAGGUCGUCGAGGCGAGGCGGCGGGCAGAGGCAGUCGCAGGGGCGUCGCUGAGGAAUUCGACAGCGACGACAGAGCAGCCAGGGUGGGGCCUGUCGACCUUGGUGUGCCUGUCUUUCGAAGGCGGCUUCUUCACCGCGAGUGCGCCGGCGGAACCAGGAACGAUGGCCGUGGAGGAAGUGGUGGUGGCGGUGGAAGGAGGGGGAGCGGAGGAGGCAGGGGAGGGCGGCGGCUGGACAUGGUUGAUGGGAGUAGAGAAGAUUUAGGGAUUCGAAAAUGUAAGGAGAAGAAGAAGAUUUAGGAUUCGAAAAUUUUGGGAUUUAUGGUUUAUUCCUCCUCUUUUUUAUAUUUUUCGGUUGUGGGUCGGUCGGCCGGUUAACCGUGGUUAGCCGCCUUCGUUUACUCGGCAAACCAGAGAACCCUUCAGUCUUGCCAAACACCGACCGCGACUAAUAACCGGCCGGUUUUUGGUUAGUGACUAACCGGCGGUUAUCGGUGGAGAAUAGCCUCGGCCUGAUUCCGUGAACUGUAGCCUCCAGGAUCGAAAGAAAAUGGCAUUUCGGAUAAAUCGCCCGAAAUCUGUGAUGGCACCCCUUUGGAAUCUGCCCAAAAUUGACCCGGAAUAAAUCCGCCCAAAUCGGUGUUUAAUGGACUCAAUCAUCGUUGGAGAAUAGCCUCAGGCCGAAUCCGUGAUCUGUAGCGUUCAAUAUCCAAAGAAAAUGGCCUUUCGUCGCCCAAGAAAUUAUGAAAAUGCCAUCCCAAAAUAAAUUGGCCCAAAUCGAUGCUUAACAGACUUAUCAUCCAUGAAGAAUAGGAUCAAUAGACUUCAUUAUCGGUGGAGAAUAGCUUCGGCCUGAUUCCGUGAUCUGUAGCCCCCAAAAUCAAAAGAAAAUGGCAAUUCGGAUAUAUCGCACGAAAUAUGUGAUGGCCCUUUGGAAUCUGCCAAAAAUUUACCCGAAAUAAAUCCGCCCAAAUAGGUGCUUAAUGGACACAAUCAUCGUUGGAGAAUAGCCUCAGGCCAAAUCCGUGACCUGUAGCCUUCAAUAUCCAAUGAAAAUGGCCUUUCGUCGCACAAGAAAUUACGAAAAUGCCAUCCGAAAAUAAAUUGGCCCAAAUCGAUGCUUAACGGACUUAUCAUCCGUAGAGAAUAGGAUCAAUAGACUUCAUUAUCGGUGGAGAAUAGAUUUGGCCUGAUUCCGUAAUCUGUUGCCUCCAGAAUCGAAAGAAAUUGGCAUUUCGGAUAAAUCGCCUGAAAUCUGUGAUGGUACCCCUUUGGAAUCUGCCAAAAAUUGACCCGGAAUAAAUCCGGACAAAUCGCUGCUUAAUGGACUCAAUCAUCGUUGGAGAAUAGCGUCAGGCCGAAUCCGUGAUAUGUAGCCUUCAAUAUCUAAUGAAAAUGGCCUUUCGUAUCCCAAGAAAUUACGAAAAUGCCAUCCGAAAAUAAAUUGGCCCAAAUCGAUGCUUAAUGGACGUAUCAUCCGUGGAGAAUAGGAUCAAUAGACUUCAUUAUCGGUGGAGAAUAGCCUCGGCCUGAUUCAAUGAUCUGUAGCCUCCAGAAUCGAAAGAAAAUGGCAUUUCGGAUAAAUCGCCCGAAUUAUGUGAUGGUACCCCUUUGGAAUCUGCCAAAAAUUGAUCCGGAUUAAAUCUGCCCAAAUCGGUGCUUAAUGGACUCAAUCAUCGUUGGAUAAUAGCCUCAGGCCGAAUCCGUGAUCUGUAGCCUUCAAUAUCCAAUGAAAAUGCCCUUUCAGCGCCCAAGAAAUUACGAAAAUGCUAUCCGAAAAUAAAUAGGCCCAAAUCGAUGCUUAACGUACUUAUCAUCCGUGGAGAAUAGGAUCAAUAGACUUCAUUAUCGGUGGAGAAUAGCCUCGGGUUUAUUCCGUGAUCUGUAGCCUCCAGAAUCGAAAGAAAAUGGCAUUUCGGAUAAAUCGCUCGAAAUCUAUGAUUGCACCCCUUUGGAAUCUGCCAAAAAUUGACCCGGAAUAAAUCCAUCCAAAUCGGUGCUUAAUGGACUCAAUCAUUGUUGGAGAAUAACCUCAGGCCGAAUCUGUGAUCUAUAGCCUUCAAUAUCCAAUGAAAAUGGCCUUUCGUCGCCCAAGAAAUUACGAAAAUGCCAUCCAAAAAUAAAUUGGCCCAAAUCGAUGCUUAACGGACUUAUCAUCUGGGAGAAUAGAAUCAAUAGACUUCAUUAUCGGUGUAGAUUAGCCUCGGUUUGAUUCCGUGAUAUGUAGCCUCUAGAAUCGAAAGAAAAUGGCAUUUCGGAU